AUGUUCAGUCGCAAGAAAGCCGUCGAAAUUCCAGCCGUAGAGGAGCCCAGGGCUCGACCUCCCCCCGUCAACCGCAACUUGCUAUCCUCGAGCAGGAACUCCCCUGGCUCUUCCUCGUCAGCUCGAUCCAUGCCAAACGAUAGAUACGGCGGAGACAGAUUCGGAAAUCCGGAUGCCAAUCGACAAGAGCUCUUCAAAGGCGCUCGUGCCCCCAACAGAUCGUUCGUCGACCGUGACAUGGAUGCCCCUCCUGGAUCCUCUGGAAAUCAGCUCGACGACGAGGAUGAAGAAGUCGAGGCUAUCAAACAACAGAUCAAGUUCACCAAGCAGGAAAGCUUGAGCAGUACUCGAAACGCAUUGAGAAUUGCAAGAGAAGCCGAAGAAACCGCCCGUAACACUAUGAACCGCCUUGGGGAACAAUCUGAUCGCUUGGCUAACACGGAGAAUCACCUCGAUAUGGCCAAGGCUCAUGCCGUCAGAGCUGACGAUCAACAAAAAGAGAUCGUUGCCUUGAAUCGAUCCAUCUUCAGACCGACGUUCACCUUCAACAAGAAGGGCAAACGAGACGCACACGAGCAGAAAUUAUUGGCCAGACAUGAGGAGGAGAAGGCGGAACGAGAAGAAGUACGUCGCCAACAGUUUGAAUCACGCGAGAGGACGGAAGGGACCUUGAAGGCUUUAGAGAAGGACGCCAGCCAACCGAGAGGCGCGCCAGGCGGCUUGCGGUCGAGAUUGGCCGAUAAGGCCCGCUACCAAUUCGAGAACACCGAGAGUGAUGACGAGCUGGAGGACGAGCUGGACGACAAUCUCAACGAGAUCUCCGGCCUGACCUCGCGCUUGAACUUGAUGUCCAAAACUAUGGGCUCAGAGAUUGACUCCCAAAACCGUAAACUCGAAGGCAUGUCGAGCAAAACCGACAGACUCGACAACCGUAUUCAUGGUCAAACUGAGAGAUUAAAACGAAUCAAAUAG
This is a messenger RNA of Puccinia triticina, 972 nucleotides long. RefSeq lists its product as uncharacterized. The transcript has 2 exons. NCBI's taxonomy places the organism in Eukaryota, Fungi, Basidiomycota, Pucciniomycetes, Pucciniales, Pucciniaceae. Gene Ontology annotation, biological process: vesicle fusion; exocytosis. The record is from RefSeq and is a predicted model, not a curated record. Gene Ontology annotation, cellular component: plasma membrane; SNARE complex. The coding region runs from base 1 to 972 and encodes 323 amino acids. Gene Ontology annotation, molecular function: syntaxin binding; SNAP receptor activity.